Molecule: messenger RNA, 1923 nt
Organism: Closterium sp. NIES-65
Lineage: Eukaryota; Viridiplantae; Streptophyta; Zygnematophyceae; Desmidiales; Closteriaceae
Source: the annotation of a GenBank genome assembly
AUGGCGAUCUGCACGUGCUCUUGGACUGGCCGCCACCUGGCCACGUUCACACGUGCACGGUCCAGUGUGUACACCCUCACCACUGCUUCUCACAACACCCCUUUGUCUCCUCAGUUGUACGCGUCCGCUCAGGUAGCUACCCAGUGUGAGUGUCGCCGCUUGUCGCACCAGACUCUCCUUUGGCACCACCGCCUUGGUCACCCCUCCUUGCCUCGCCUUGGUGGCAUGCACUCUUGCCUACUGAUCUCUGGUCUUCCCAAGUCUCUGCCCUCCCUCCCUCCCUCACCUGCGCCGCCCUGCAUUCCUUGCGUCGAGGGGCGGCAGCGCGCCGCUCCUCACUCCUCCUUGUUCCCUCCCACAGAGGCUCCACUGCAGACUCUCCACCUCGACGUGUGGGGCUCAGCCCGCGUCCGUGGAUACGGCCACGAGCGUUACUUCCUGCAGGUAGUCGACGACUACACGCGUUACACCACGGUCUUCCCCUUGCGGCGCAAGGGGGAUGUCCCUGCUGUUUUGAUCCCUUGGAUCCGCGCUGUUCGUCUCCAGCUCCGCGAGCGGUUCGAGUUGGACUUUCCUGUCUUGCGUCUGCACUCUGACAGAGGUGGUGAGUUCUCCUCUGACCUCUUGCGAGCCUAUUGUCCUCCCCAGCUAGACCCCCUCCCCGCUCCCAGUCCUGCUCCUUCAGAUGUGUCUCAGGUAGACCCUCCUCCCUUGACUGAGCCGGUUGAGGUCACUGGUGACUCAGGUCCUGCUGGGGGUGGUCCUGCUCGGGGUCCUGCUUAUGGGGGUGCUGAGCUUGGGGGUGCGGAGCCUGGGGGUGCGGAGCCUGGGGGUGCUGAGACUGGGGGUGCGGAGCCUGGAGGUGCUGAGCCUGGGGCUGCGGAGCUUGGGGGUGCUGAGCCUGAGGGUGCGGAGCCUGGAGGUGCUGAGCCUGGGCGUGAGGAGUCUGGGGGUGCUGAGCCUGGGGGUGCUGAGUCUGGGGGUGCUGCGCCUGGGGGCACUGAGGCGCCUGGUGAGCAGACUCCUUGGAGCGGUCGCCUCCGUAGUCGCUCUGCUGGUGCCUCGCCGCAGCGCUCUCGUAGGCGUGUCCCUCUCUCCACACAGCAGCUGCGUGAGUGGUACGUUAGCCGUCAGGGUCGCGCUGCUGGAGCUGGGGGCCCUGCUACAGGAGGCGCUGGCGUUGGAGGCACUGGAGCUGGCGCUGUCCCUCUCUCCCCACAGCAGCUGCGUGAGUGGUACGUUAGCCGUCAGGGUCGCGCUGAUGGAGCUGGGGGCCCUGCUGCAGGAGGCACUGGAGUUGGUGACUCUGCCACUGGAGGUGUUUCUACUGGGGUUCAAGCAGCCGCUGGUCCCGGAGGUGCUCGUACUGGAGGUACUAGAGCUGCUGGGGCUGGAGGUACUACUGGACCUGGAGGUGCUGCUGUCGACUCUGAGGUUGGAGGUCCUGGAGCUGGAGGUGCCGGUUCUGGGGGUGCUGCUGUUAGAGACACUGAGACUGGAGGCCCUGGGACUGGAGGUGCCGGUUGUGGGGGUGCUGCUGCUAGUGAAACUGGUCUUGGAGGUGAUGUAGCUGGAUGUUCUGGAGCUGAUGGAGGUGCUGGUACUGGAGGUGCUGGCUCUGGAGGCGCUGGAGCUGGUGGAGGUGCUGGCACUGGAGGCGCUGGCGCUGGAGGUUCUGGAGCUGCUGGAGGUGCUGGUACUAGAGGUGCUGGCGCAGGAGGUUAUGGAGAUGGUGGAGGUGCUGGCGCUGGAGGCGCUGGAGCUGGAGGUUCUGGAGCUGCUGUAGGUACUAGAGCUACUGGUGCUGGUGGCCCUGCACAGCCGCGACUUUUCUUCGCUCCGCCGUCGCCUUCGUCCCUGCCAUCGCCUGACUCCGUGCUUCGCCAGGUUCUUGUCAGAGGUCCACUGGUGAUCCCCGAUUGA